Nanorana parkeri is the source of this 4531-nucleotide messenger RNA. RefSeq names its product CDK5 regulatory subunit-associated protein 2-like. Gene Ontology annotation, cellular component: pericentriolar material; microtubule plus-end; perinuclear region of cytoplasm. The transcript is spliced from 2 exons. Lineage: Eukaryota; Metazoa; Chordata; Amphibia; Anura; Dicroglossidae. The record is from RefSeq and is a predicted model, not a curated record. Gene Ontology annotation, molecular function: microtubule binding; protein kinase binding; calmodulin binding. Bases 13 to 4491 code for a protein of 1492 amino acids. Gene Ontology annotation, biological process: establishment of mitotic spindle orientation; positive regulation of DNA-templated transcription; regulation of mitotic cell cycle spindle assembly checkpoint.
AGAGUGCAAGUUAUGGACCAGGACUAUGCUUUCCAUUAUGAAGGAGACAGUCUGUACAUAGACAAAGCGUACCCCCCGAGGGCGGGUUACGAGAUAGAUCAUGAGCCCGUGAAGGGUUAUCCUAGACUCUCAGUAGACCGAGCGCACACCAUGAAGGAUUUUGAGAAGCAGAUCACCGAGCUGAAGAAGGAAAACUUUAACCUAAAGCUGCGCAUCUACUUCCUGGAGGAGCAAGUGCAGAGACAUUGUGACAACAGCAGCGAGGAGCUCCACCGCAUGAACAUAGAGCUCAAGGUGGAGGUGGAGAGCUUAAAACACGAGUAUCAGGAGAAGCAAAACCUUCUUAUCAGAGCAUCUAAAGCCAUGGAAAGUCUCGCCGGAGAGCGCAAAUCGUCCAUUCAGCAGCUGAAAGAUGACCAUCUCAGGCAGCUUCAGGAGCUCCAGGAGGCCAAUCAACGAAAAGCUCAGCUGUUAGAAGAUGAACUUAAACAGGAGAAGGCAGAGCUGGAGAAAAUCUGCAGGCUGUUGGACCAGGAGCGCAUGCAAAGGUUUACUGCAGAAGAGAGGUUGCUGGCAGUCAAAGAACAGUACAACAAGAGCAUGGGCCUAUUGGAGGAGAGAGACUGGAUUAUACAAUGCCUCAAUGAGACUUUACGCUCCAAAGAUGCUUUAAAUACUCAGCUGGAGAAACAAAUUAACGCCAUGAUGCCGAGUGACACCUCCAGUCCGAGUGCGGCAAAUACUGUCGGCUUGCUCCCAGAAAGCGACCUGAAAGAAGGCCGCUCGCAGUCUCCGGGGCUAACGUGCAGGGACUGCCUGGCAACAAAAAGCUCAGAGGAGAAAGAAGAAAGCGUUAACGAGUGGCAAAAGAAAGUCAAAGAAAUGGGCAAUGUUAUAAAAGAGCUGCAGAAAAAACUGGACGACCACAAAGUGGGAUUUGCCGUCGAAGAGAAGAAUUCUGUGAAGCGGGACAAAGCUAUACAGGGCCUCACCAUCGCCCUGAAGAAAAAGAGCAAAGAAAACGACAAGCUCCUGAAAGAAAUUGAUAACCUGAACGCGGCCUUAGCUGAAGCAAGGGCUUCGGGCCUACGCCAACAAGGCCAGGGCCUCAAGAGCAACAGCGACCCCGAUUACAAGAAGCUGAUUUUAACCAUUCAGGCUCAGCAGGAUCUGUGUUCCCGGCUCCAUGAAUACGAGAGGGAAUCGGGAAGCCUGCAAAAAGAGUUUGACGCCAUUGUUAUGCUUCGUAAAUGGCUGGAGAAGGACAUCCAGUCCAACCAGGAACUGAGGAAGGUUUUGGAAGGCCAGAUCAUGGCAACGUAUAGAGAAAGCGAAACAAUGUCGUUUCUUGGGGAUCAGACGUCCUAUAUGAGUAUAUGCCUCGAUCACUUGGGUGACCAUAACCACCUUGUAGAUGGAAGUCUGGAAGCUGUUAACCGGCCUCACGUGAAAUCGGUGGAGACGCAAACGUCUCCUCUGACAGAAGAACACUUCAAUAGUCUACAGGGUGAGACGAUGGAGCUGUCUGUCAUUGAGAAGGAUACGAAAGAAGGAAGUGCUGCAGCUGUUGCCAUACAUCCCAAACAUGACCUUGCAGAGCACAGCCAAAACACGGCAUCGUCUUCCACACAGACCGAACUGAAGCGCUAUGCUGACAAAGGCGUUCUUGUUGACAUCUUUGCGCUUGGACAAGAAACCAUGGAAAGUAUUCAAAACGGAGCUAAAGAAAUCCUCAGUGCUUCAGACAGCCACCAGUCCACAUCGGACCUCAGUGAAGGCAGCUGGGAAAUACAGAGCGGCAAGCAACAAAAGUGUUUUUCAAACAACCAGACAAAAUCCAGAAUUCCGGUUCUUUUCACGUCUUUAAGCAAACGGCUUAAACCGGAGGCCUGCCUUGCCUCCAGAGAAACUGAGGCCUGCCUUGCCUCCAGAGAAACUGAGGCCUGCCUUGCCUCCAGAGAAACUGAGGCCUGCCUUGCCUCCAGAGAAACUGAGGCCUGCCGUGCCUCCAGGGAAACUGAGGCCUGCCGUGCCUCCAGGGAAACUGAGGCCUGCCGUGCCUCCAGGGAAACUGAGGCCUGCCGUGCCUCCAGGGAAACUGAGGCCUGCCGUGCCUCCAGGGAAACUGAGGCCUGCCGUGCCUCCAGGGAAACUGAGGCCUGCCGUGCCUCCAGGGAAACUGAGGCCUGCCGUGCCUCCAGGGAAACUGAGGCCUGCCGUGCCUCCAGGGAAACUGAGGCCUGCCGUGCCUCCAGGGAAACUGAGGCCUGCCGUGCCUCCAGGGAAACUGAGGCCUGCCGUGCCUCCAGGGAAACUGAGGCCUGCCGUGCUUCCAGGGAAACUGAGGCCUGCCUUGCCUCCAGAGAAACUGAGGCCUGCCUUGCCUCCAGAGAAACUGAGGCCUGCCUUGCCUCCAGGGAAACUGAGGCCUGCCGUGCCUCCAGGGAAACUGAGGCCUGCCGUGCCUCCAGGGAAACUGAGGCCUGCCGUGCCUCCAGGGAAACUGAGGCCUGCCGUGCUUCCAGGGAAACUGAGGCCUGCCGUGCUUCCAGGGAAAAUGAACACAACUGUCUCGUAGUAGAACUGCAAGAAGAAAACAGGAGGCUACUGGAAGAGUUAAAAUGUGUGAAACUUGAAAUGGAGGCACUUAAAUCAAAGAAAGAAAAAUCUAAAAGUACACAACUAGGCUUGGAUGAUACUGAUAACGUAGGGAUUGAGUCUUCAAGGCAAAUCUUAGAUGGAGGCCUACAAUCUGAGAUCGGACUCUCUGAACAGGUGAAAUGUGCACAGAUCAAGGUGGAAAAGCUUCAGCCAGUGGAAGAUGCUGGGAAACGCACCAAAUUCUCAUCCGAUUUGGAAAAGCCUGAAAAAGAGGGGAGGGGUUCUGUACAGCAGUCGUUGCAUGAAGGGCUACAGUUAUGGAAUGUCCAAGUUUCUGAGGAGCUGAAACCUGCACACUUGGAGAAUGAGGACCAUCCGUCAAGAGAAGCAGUGUCGGAGAACACGCCUACCAAAUCUGUUCGAGAUCAUGUAAAUACAGCGGAGAGAGAUUUGUCUGCACAAUCCCUACACGAGGAGUUGCAGCUGGAGAACCUCAGGCUUGCCGAGCAGCUACAUUAUGCGCAGAAGGACAUUGAGAAACUUCAAGCAAGGGAGGUGAAGUUAGAAAACAGAAAUGCUCUAUCUGAUUCGGAUAACUCGUAUACAUUAGAGAGAGACUUGGCUAUGAGUUCCCUGAUAGAAGAACUGCAGUUGGAAAACCAAAGGUUGGUUGAGCAGUUGAAGCGUGCUCGGGUGGAGAUCGAGAAGCUUCAGGAACAAAAAGCCUUACAAGAUAUCGACAGCAGCUUCAGGCUGGAAAAUCUAGACACCGAGGACAGAGAUUCCGAACAUUCUUUCCUGGAUAAAACCGUCACAAACGCCAUAAGUUUAACUGAAAUCCACAGCGUGAACCCGGGCUUUGAAGUCCAAGUCAACGGUGACAAUUUUACUUGCCAAAAUAUUUCCGGCCUUUGCUGCCAUCAUAACCGUUUCUGCAUAGAAUGUGCCAACAACCAAGAAACUCUCGUAGUUCAGUCUUCCAGCUUCAAGAAGGUCUCCACCAUAAAGAAAGAGUGCAAGCUUCUUACCGUGUCUCAUUCUCAUAGGCCGUUUGAAGACACCUCCCUGUCCAAGUACGAUCUGCUGGUACAGUCACAAGCUCGGGAGCUGUCUCAUCAAAGACAGAAGAUUAAAGAGAGUCACAACCUGAGCGUUGUGUGUUCAAAGAACUUUAUUAAUGUCAUGAAAGCCUACGAGGACCUCCUCUCUUCCUCUAGUUUGGAUUCCAACAUCGCUUUGGGCUUCCAGGAGCAACUCGCUCAAACCGUGGAGUGGCUGAAAGAGUUGGAAUAUAAACUUAGCGACGCUUACUACGGCGAAGACGAUGCCAACAGUGACCACUCAGCCGACAGCUUGUUGUAUACCCCGUCACGCCUGGUUCCUGGACACAAAAUGUGGGCAGAUAAACACGGUUGCCACGUGCUCGGCUUGGUGGAAGACUACAAUGCCCUGCGUAAGCAGAUCCUGGAAGCAAAAACUGUACUGGAAGAGACGGAGGCUUUCGUAGACCAUGGCGUGCAGACAGCCGUGCUAAACAUGACCGAACAUUUCGGCAAUGUCUUUUUUGAAAAACUCAACAGAACCAAACAGUCUCUGGAGGAGGCCAACUGCUUGCUGAAGCUCCUGUGGAGGGUAUCCCUACCCUUGCAGACCCACAGCUCCUCCUACAGCAUCCGCCAGGUUGAAGAGACGAACCUGGAGAUGACCCGGCUUCGGAAGAGGGUCAUGGAGCAAGAGAAGUUGUUGUCCGGGAUGGUGAAAAGGGUCUACUCUGAAAACCAAAUGAAGGAGGACAUUGAAAAGCUUAUUCUAAAUCAGCUCGCAAUGACUCACAAAAUUUUAAAGAGAGCGAAAGGGAAUCUAGUGGUUCAGGUAGUUGACAAGCAUUGAAAAGUAACCGCUGGUUUCAUUUUUCUAUAGAGUGAAGGAU